AGCUGUGUAUCUGUGGUUGAGCUUCGUCCACCACCAGAGCUGGUGUAGCCUGUGCGCUGAAUGGGGAUUACUCGUUACGCACGAACCGCACCUCAGUACAUAUUAGAGCGGAUACCGGAGGUCACGAUUCCCCUAUGAGCAGGCGGACAACGGAAAAGACAACUCGGUUCGUUCCAGGACAGAUCUGAGGUGUCUUGCUCCAGUGUUGCCAUGGAGAAAGCUUCGGGUCCCCUUCCGAAGCCGGCGGAGAGCAUGGAGCAGAUUCACGAAGAACCCUCUCCGGAUCUUACUGCGGGAAGCGGAGAGUUUGCGGAGCCGGUGGGACUGCCAGACCGGAUCCCCCUCGUCAAGCCUUACCUAAAAAAGAAGCUCAUUCAGAGGAAGGUGGACACCAAGUGUUUGCGGGCGCUGGACACCAUUCUGACGUCCUUGCUGGGCUCGGACACGCUCGUAGGGGGCGACGGGGUGUUCGUGCCUCAGACGCCACUGAGGGUGCAGAGGCACCUGUGCUCGGCCGCGGGGCAGAAACUACCCCGGAGAAGGCGGACGUGCUCCAGGAGCGAAGCCACAACCUCGGGACUGUUAUCUGGGGACAGACACAGGAGCGUAGCCAGCCAGCUCUGCUCCUCAGGGCUAAGCAAAGGGGACGAGCAGCCACUCCACGGAGGCUGUGGGACGGUAGCGGUGGCUAACGCUCGCCAUCUUUCGUCUCCGGGGGGCGAGGUGACUGUCACCAGAGGCGGCGUGCGGGAAACGGCCGAGGCACCGCAGACGGAUGCCAGCUGCCCGGGAGAUGGGCUCUUCCAGGGCAAGAGCGAGGAGGCCUCUCUGGACUUGGUGUUCGACCUCCUGACCCAGCUGCAGUACCACACACACCAGGCAGACGCGGUGCCCAUCUGCAUGGACUUCCUGCGAGGGGCAUGCGCCUACGGCAGCGACUGCGCCCACCACCACACCGUGCUGCCGUACCACUGGCAGAUCCGGCGCGCCGACACCGCCGUCUGGCACAGCGUGUCCGACGACUCCCAGGACCAGCUGGAGAGGCUCUACUGCAACCCGGACAACGAGGACGUCCGACUCAAGUACCAGGGGCGUGUGUUCAUGCUGGACUUCAGCACCAUGCAGGUGCGUGACCUUGAGUUUGACCAGGUCAGGCGCCUUUCCACACCUUCCCUCACCACAACCGCACCACCUGAUGCUAACCCUGCCGCCAGCUACCACACAGUGUGGAAGUACUACUGCAAAGAUAACCUGGGGUGGAGAGAGUACUCUGAGCCGGUGGUGCGACUCAUUGAAGAGGCCAGUGGGCGUGGUCUGAAGGAAGUUCGCUUUGUCACACACCAGAACCAGUAUGUCCUGAACAUCCGAGACGGGUUCCAGCAAAAUGGUGUCUUCGGGUUCCGCCGGCAGAUCAGGAAAAGGCCGCUCUUCCUCUCCUCUGUGCUGCUCACGCCUUACUUGCGAACACUCGGUGGUCUCUGCUCUACAGAGAGCUCUAGCUCACCACCCCCCUCCCCUAUGGCACUGGCUCCACGCACCGCACUGCCUCCUCCCGCUACGCCAGCUUUUCCCGCCACGCCGCGGGUGUUCCCAGAGACCUGGCUGCCCAUGGGAUCCUGCCAGGACUUCGUCCAGGUGCCCGUGUCCUCGGAGGACCGGAGCUACCGCACCGUCUACAGCCUGUUCCACAGGACCGUGUCGGAGACCCGCUUCCGCAUCCUGAAGAUCUUGCGGGUCCAGAACCCCUUCCUGUGGGAGAAGUACAAGAGGAAGAAGGAGUACAUGUCCAGGAGGAUGACGGAGGCCGAGCGCGGCCUGAACGAGCGCCACCUCUUCCAUGGCACCUCUCAGGACGCAGUCGACGGCAUCUGCAAGCACAACUUCGACCCCCGCGUGUGCGGCAAGCACGCCACCAUGUUCGGCCAGGGCAGCUACUUCGCCCGCAAGGCCAUCUACUCCCACAACUUCUCCCGGCGCUCACCGAAGGGCGUGCACUACAUGUUCCUGGCCAAGGUCCUGACGGGCAGGUUCACGCUGGGCAACCCCUCCAUGCGCCGUCCGCCCGCCCUCCGCCUCGGCGACCCCUCUAGUGACCUGUUCGACUCGUGCGUGGACAACUGGGUCGACCCGCAAAUAUUCGUCAUUUUCAACGACGACCAGACCUACCCCUACUUCAUCAUCCAGUACGAGGAGGUCUCCAACACCGUGUCUGUCUGAACUGUACUGUGGGAGGGGUUUACCUGGAGACUUUGGCAUGACCCCAGGUGAAUUUCAACUGUUCAGUCUUCCUGUGUGCUACAACGACAGGUGGAGAACUAGUAUGACCCUCCUUUCCUGCCCCCCCCCCCCCUCUAAGUCUCCUGGCCUGAGUCCAGUGUGAGAGGAAGCACUUUGGGCUAUCCCAUAGGGGUGGAGCAUUGGCUCCUUGGAGGUGUAGCUGCAUGCCCCAGACUGGUAGAGAUGUAAGUAGCAGGGGUGGGGCUGUCACAGGCUGUUGAUCUGUUGAUCUCUGUGCUCUGAGUGGUGUGGCUGUAUGUCCACAGUCUUCUCUAAAUGCACGUCCAGGGUAGAUUCCUGUUUUUCUUUUUUUUUUUUUGAUCU
This is a messenger RNA of Megalops cyprinoides (Indo-Pacific tarpon), 2601 nucleotides long. Its product is annotated as protein mono-ADP-ribosyltransferase TIPARP-like. Gene Ontology annotation, molecular function: NAD+ poly-ADP-ribosyltransferase activity; zinc ion binding. Lineage: Eukaryota; Metazoa; Chordata; Actinopteri; Elopiformes; Megalopidae. The transcript is spliced from 6 exons. The coding region runs from base 211 to 2217 and encodes 668 amino acids. The record is from RefSeq and is a predicted model, not a curated record.